Molecule: messenger RNA, 2743 nt
Organism: Sitophilus oryzae (rice weevil)
Lineage: Eukaryota; Metazoa; Arthropoda; Insecta; Coleoptera; Curculionidae
Gene: PIG-N
Product: GPI ethanolamine phosphate transferase 1
Exons: 2
Coding region: 39-2741 (900 amino acids)
Biological process (GO): GPI anchor biosynthetic process
Cellular component (GO): endoplasmic reticulum membrane
Molecular function (GO): mannose-ethanolamine phosphotransferase activity
Source: RefSeq, a predicted model, not a curated record
UAUAUUUGCAAUCUCUAAGGACAAUAGAAUUUUCCACUAUGACGAAUAAAGAAAACUCAUUACAAAUCAAGAACAAGAAAUACCAAAUUAUCAUCCUAGGACUGCUGAUUCAUUUUCUCAUACUUUUCGCCGUUUUCGAUAUAUAUUUUUCCAGUCCCUUAGACCAUGGUAUGAAGCUAGUCAAGUCCAUUUCACAUCCACCGGCCAAAAGACUAGUUUUAUUUGUAGCUGACGGUCUUAGAGCAGAAGCAGUAUACGGAAGAAACACUGAUCGAAUCCCGUUUUUAACCAGCAUCAUCCUAAAUAAUGGUUCUUGGGGUGUGGCUCAUACCAGAGUACCGACAGAGUCCAGACCAGGCCAUGUAGCAUUGCUCGCCGGCAUAUACGAAGACCCCAGCGCUAUUAUGAAGGGUUGGAAGGCUAACCCUGUUUAUUUCGAUUCGGUUAUCAACCAAAGUACUAAUGCGUGGUGCUGGGGAAGUCCUGAUAUAUUGCACAUAUUUAACAAAGAUAAGUUAGAUCACAUUAACCUGCACACUUACGAUGCAAAACUGGAAGAUUUCGGAGAUAAUGAUACCGGACUUUUAGAUACCUGGGUCUUCGAACGAGUGGAAGCAUUCUUGUUAAACGAAGUCAAGAAAUGCAACCAUAAUUGUGAUAAAUUCCAUCAAAGUGGCAACGUGUUUUUUCUGCAUUUACUCGGAAUAGACACAGCGGGACAUGGUUUUAAACCACAUUCCAAGGAAUACAUUAGGAAUAUUCAACUAGUAGACAGAAAUGUGGAUAGAAUAUCAAAACUUUUUUCUGAAAUUUAUAAUGACAGUUUAACAACCUUCAUUUUCACCGCUGAUCACGGGAUGACUGACUGGGGCUCACAUGGAGCGGGCUCCCCGCACGAAACUGAAGCCCCUCUUAUUGCAUGGGGUGCGGGUGUUAAAGCUAACCGCGCUCAACAAGACGUCAAACAAAUUGAUAUAGCUCCUUUUUUAUCAUCAUUGGUCGGGUUGAAUAUACCGAUGAAUUCGUUGGGGGUAAUUCCACUGAACUAUCUUGAAAUGAGUAAAGAGGAUUUAGCUGAGGUGCAACUGUCUAACACCUUACAACUGCUAGAGAUAUUCAACGUAAAGAGACGCCGUACAGAGGCAAAUACCCUAGUAUUCAUACCCUAUAAAGGACUGACUUCGGAAGUAUUAACAGAGAAGAUGUAUUAUUUAAGUAUGUUAAAAGAGAAGAAAGAAUUCGAUGCUUUAAUAAAGGAAUGCGUGAAGCUCAUGGGAACUUUAAUUGAUGGUUUGGACUAUUAUCAUAACUACUACCAAUACCCACUGCUGAUUUCUAUCUCCGUCGGAUUUAUCGGCUGGAUUUUAUUCUUGAUCGCGUCCGUAUUAGAUAACGAGAAACUCGGAAACAAAUCUCCGCUUUUGCAUAAAAGAAUCUUAAUAAUUUUCAACGCUGUUCCGGUGAUACUUUGCUACAUGCAGAGUUUUCCCUUAUCGUACUAUCUUCACUUUACGUUUCCAGUCGCUUCAUUUACAUUAUUACAUCGUGAUACAAAUCGUUUAAAGAGCAUCUUCUUUGAAUUUAAACAGUUUUUGUCUAGCGAUAAAGCAGCCAGUAUUAUAAUUUAUAUAAUCGGCAUCGAACUACUUAUUUGCGGCUUUUUUCAUAGAGCGGCAUUCUCUAUUCUUACAGUAUUAAUCGGCUUAUGGAUAUUUUCGACAGAUACCUUCGGAAAAUACACGAAUAAACGAGACAAACUCCUCUGGAUUAGUUUAUGUUCUGUUCUUUCCGCUUUUCCUUUGUGUCCAGUAAUGAAAACUAGUUUUAACAUGCCCAUGUAUGUUCUGGGAUGCGUAUCCUGGCUGGUUCUUUUCUACGAAAUGUACUGUCGCAUAACUGUUCAAAACCAAUUAAGAAACACAAAGGUUUCUUACAAAAUAUUCCACUUUCAAUUUUUAUGUUUGGUAUGUGCAGCAAUUUACACUGUUUUGUUAGAACUAGGCUUCAUAGCUAAUAAUUCUUCUAUUAAAUAUAUAUCUUGGUUUAUAUUUGUAAUGCCUAUUUCUAUAAUUCCAUUUUCUAAUCAGUUAGUUGCCGAUCGACUUAUUACAACUUUCUUUGGAUUUGCUCCAUUCUACUUGCUAGUGUCCUCUAACUAUGAGGCUCUAUUUUCAGCGGUUUAUGUCGCUAUUCUUUGUAACUGGUUGUUGAUAGAGAGCAAAGUUCUUCAGGCAACGGAUUCAGGAAAUAUUAUUUAUUACUUAUCUUUUAAUUCCUUAAUUGAAAGUAAACAAAAAGUCAAUUCCGAUAUGUUUCGAAGAGCCUUCCUGUUUAUGGUAUUCAUCUUCGUCGGAUUCUUUGGAACUGGCAACAUUGCCAGUUUGAAUUCCUUCGAUCCAAUGUGGGUUAGAGCUUUUCUAACAGUAUUCAGCCCAUUUAAAAUGAUGGGUCUUAUUUUGCUGAAGAUUGCAGUGCCGUUUUUGUUUACGUGCUGUGUUUUCAGAGCUAUCAACUCGAUAGGCAAAGAAAAUAUAUUACAAAUGUUUUGUAUUAUUCUUAUCUUUUCCGAUAUUAUGGUUUUACAAUUUUUGUUUCUUAUUACGAACAAGGGUUCGUGGCUUGAUAUUGGGUCGAGUUUAUCACACUUUAUUAUCAUGGAAGGUUUUGUUACCAUUUUACUGAUUUUAUAUGGAUUCGCCCACUUGUUAACUACAGUCAAUUAUUUAAAAUUAGAAAAGUAAUA